GUUGCUUCAAUUAAAAUUAAAAAAAAAAAAAGAAAAGAAAAGAAAAAAAUAAUAAAUUUUUUUUUUUUUUCUCUCUAAUAUAUGUAUGUAUAUAUUAAAUUAUAUGCAAAGCAAAGGACUGCCUAAGGUGCUCAAAAAUAAUUUCGACCCAUUAUAUAUAUAUAUAUAUAUUUUUUUUUUCAUUUCAUUCAUUUUUUUGCAGUUUUAUAGCUUUACAACUUUUAUAUAUAUGUAUAGGAAAGUCAAUACAUGCAAUGAGACUUCUCGGCCACCAUGAGGGGCCUGGCCUCCCUGCAACUUCUAAAAUCCGCUUAUGGCCCUUACGCAUAAACCCCUAACUGCCCCCUUAUUCCGCCAAAACCUAACCCCUGCUUUUGACAGUGAUAGAUGUCCAAUCCAUUUUGGCUGAGUGUUCCACUACUAUUUAUAAUACUAAGUAAUUGUGAUUCAGGUGCAUCGUGCGAGGGCAAAUGCGGGCAAACGUUGAGCGAGUGCUCGUGUCGGCCGACCUGCGCUUCCCUGGAGACUUGCUGCUCCGACUACAAGGAAUUCUGUGUAGAAUUCUCCCCACAUUCGGGAUCCAUUUUGGGUGGCACCAAUUUUCUCAUCCUCCACUCCACGUUCAACAAAAGCGCCCACAUUGUGUGCAAAUUUGAUGACGACAUUGCUACGACAGGCUACGUGGACGAAAGCCAGCGAGGCCACUGCAUCUCUCCCCUCUUGUAUCAAACGGGUUGGGUUUCUGUGCAAAUCUCCUCCGAUGGCAUCGUUUUUAACAGACACGGAUCGUGGCUGUCAGUGCAUACAGGCAAGCUGAACUCCAAAUUCAAGGCGGUUUUGGUGAACUCCACCAAGUGGCAGUACUACGGCACACCUCAGGUGGGCGGAACUCUGGAGAUGACCUGGAACGCCUCCCAGGUCCGAGCCCAGACAGUCAACAUCGAACUGUGGGGCUACAGGGAAACGGGAAAUCCAUAUUCAGAUGGCUGGCGUGCCGAGUGGAAGUAUCUUUACUCUCUGGCUAAGGGAAGCGCAAACAACGGCAGCUUUGCUUUCGUCCCUCGACCUUCUGCUGAGUUUUCCGACUGGGAGCUUGGAGCGAUCCGGGUCAGCUCCUCUACCAACCAGGACGGAUUGCAAAACGUGGAAGCUGCGUGGAGCGAGGAUCACGCCCUGGCCUGGCACCUGGAGCAAAAGUUCCGUGACAAUUCUCAGGCUUGGGCUCUGGACAAAUGUUUGGCGUGGGACCAGCUUGAAAUGCAGCUUCCCAACUUCCUGGACGAGAUCAUUGACUGCCCUUGCACCCUCGCACAGGCCCGAGCCGACACGGGAAGAUUUCAUACAGAUUACGGCUGUGAUAUGGAGAAAGGGAGCGUGUGCACAUACCACCCGGGUAGCAUUCACUGUGUUCGGGCUAUACAAGCCAGUCCCAGGUACGGAGCAGGUCAGCAGUGUUGCUAUGACAGCAGCGGUGCUCAAGUCCUGACGGCCGACUCAAUCGGUGGGAGCACGCCAGACCGUGCCCACGACUGGGGUUCGCCCCCUUACGUGCACCCUCCUCGGGUCCCGGGUCAGUCGCACUGGGUCUACGACGUUCUCAGCUUCUACUACUGCUGCCUCUGGUCGGACAACUGUCACUAUUACUUCAAACACAGACCCUCCAGCGACUGUCGGCGAUACCGUCCACCAAGCUCAGCCGUGGUGUUUGGAGACCCUCAUUUCAUAACAUUCGACGGCGUCGGCUACUCCUUCAACGGCAAAGGGGAGUACAUUUUGCUGACGUCUCCCGCCAAACAGUUGACAAUCCAAGGCAGAACCGAGCCGGUCCACAAUUCAGGAAAGGCCUGCAAGCUGUCAUCAGUGGCCAUGCGAGAAGCGUCCUCCGACGUUAUGGAAGUACGACUGGUCGCCGGUGAUGCCGACCUGCAAGUCCUGCAAAACCAAAAGCGACUCGUGUUCACUGAGCAAAGCUGGAUGGACUUGAACGGCGUGUUUGUGUUUUCCCCUUCCGCCGCCAACGUGACGGUGAUGUUCCCUAGUGGCGCCGGUGUGGAAGUGCGUCUCCGGGAGGGAACUGUGACAGCCACGGUACUUCUCCCAGAAGAAUUCCGCAACUCUACGCAGGGAUUGCUAGGGAACUGGAACGGGGUGGGCGGCGACGACCUGAUUCCCGCCCAAGGAGGGGCGGCGGCCAAUCACAGUGACGCCCAGGAGGUCUUCAACUUUGGGGCCAGCUGGGCUGUUUCCAACACUUCCACAUUGUUCACAUAUGAUUCCAAAUACCUUUUGGAUACUUAUUCCAAUUCUCCAGGUCAUGACCCCAAUUUUAUUCCAACAUUUUCAAUCCCGGAAAAUCCCGAAGACCCGCUCUACAAUAUGUCUUUGGACAUUUGCUCUGGAAAUGGCUCUCACUUCUGUAGGUAUGAUAUUUUGGUGGGUCGUAGUCCAGAGCUGGGAAAAGCUUCCAAAGUCUCUUUCCAGAGUCACGUUUCUCUGGUACAGAACCUAAAGCCUGUUGUUACCUGCGGUUGGCUGGCGCCACCGACCAAUGGCGAAAAAGACGGUACCACGUACUUGCAGGGAGCCACGGUACGACUGGUGUGCAACGAGGGCUUCGCCAGGCAAGGCGAGGCUGAACGCACCUGCCAAGCAGACGGCACUUGGUCGGGAGCCGGCACCGUCUGCGUCCAAUGCACUUCAAGUAAUAACGCAGUCGUGAUCACUUUGUCUGUGGUCGCAGUUCUACUAUUGAUUGGGCAAAUAGCAACUGGGCUUGUGUUCUGGGCCAAACAUCGCAGAAGGUCAAGAAAUUCCGAAGAUUUCCAUUCAUCUUUUGGCAGAAUUGAGUUGACAGAAGACUAACAAGCAUACUGAAGGGAAUAGUUACCUUUCUCGCACACACCAUAAAACUGUUUGCAUUACUUUAACACACUUAAUAUAAUCAAUCGGGGAAUUGUAUCGUUUCUCAUCUGUACCGUAGGAGUGUUUGUACUACUCUAACACACCUAAUAUAAAAUAAAUAGCACUUACACCAUAGUUUAAUGAAAAGAAAAAUAGAUACACAAUGCCAUCUUAUCACAGAAGCCCAACGUGUGUGUCACAAGCAAGAUUGACGCACUAACUUCAGGACAAGGAGCAGGGCGCUCUGUCCUAAAACAAGUAGCGUCUCGCCCAGCCAGGACAACAAGUUGAUAGCGGGCGCUUGGGACGUCAAGACCCGCGUCGGUCGCUGAGACAACCACGUCCUAGCCACGAAGGAUGAUGCACGAACCUAACCGACCACAUCGGGAUAAUCCCAAGACAACACCCAGCCACACCUUUGGCCCGGCCCACUCCACCGCAGCUUUCAAAAAGACUGGACACUGAGUUAACAAACAGUCGCUGCUCGGAAAGAUUUCUAUGUAGCCUUGUUUUGGAUCCAGCAGGGUCCCUCCUUCGUCUGUUUUUGCCUUGUUUUUUGACCAUUGUCGAGGAAUAAAUUGUCAACCUGUUUUCGGUGAGCCUUCUUCAAACUUUUGGAACAUGAAGUCGUACAAAGGGUUAACACAGGAGUGGAACACGCGGAAUUUUGGUUGACUUACGGAGUGGUAUCAGCAGAGUACC
Messenger RNA from Corythoichthys intestinalis (scribbled pipefish), 3603 nucleotides. It is a transcript of the gene susd2, whose product is annotated as sushi domain containing 2. The transcript has 15 exons. The record is from RefSeq and is a predicted model, not a curated record. Lineage: Eukaryota; Metazoa; Chordata; Actinopteri; Syngnathiformes; Syngnathidae. Bases 388 to 2862 code for a protein of 824 amino acids.